AUCUGUUCCGAAAACACAUUCAAAUCAACACAAUAGAUCGAUCGUACGUCGAUCGUAACAUAACGAGCAGACAUCCAAAUCAAGCGUACAUGCGUAAGUUAACACCUAUCGCGACUGGCGGGAAUCUCCGCACCAUCAGUAACAAAACAACGCUGCAAACGACCGGAAGAUGCGGACAAGCGGACGGGCACGGGUUCAUUAGCACGAGUUACCCGUGCCAUGGAUUUUAAGGCGCAGAACCAUACACAGCCAUUCGACGAUCGUCGUGCUGCGUGUGUGAGAGCAUAGCUUUAGUUCAACAUAAAUGUGCCGUGAAAGUGUGUACCUGUGUGAAGCUGCUACAGUGUACAGUGUAAUGAAUGUGACGGUGAAUGUGUUGAUAAUGUAACUAGCAGUGGUAAAAAUUAUGAGCCAUAAAUGUACAGCGCAAUCCGUACGUUAUGUGAAACGUCAUUGAAAUCGGGCAGGAAGUGUGUGUAGAUGUGUGUCUUGUGACAAACGGAUGUGCAUUAAAUGAAUUAUAGAAGAAGCGAAGCAAUCAUGCCGAGCAAGAAAAUUCGUAAAAUAAAAUCAUUUUUAUAGUUUCGAUCAUGUUUUGCAUGCAGAGAAAGAUGUGAUUUAAAUCUGUGCUGCACUGUUUGUGUUUGUGUGCGUGUGUGUCUGAUGUGUUUGCGUCUGUGCUAUCGCUCAAAUGGUGAACGACAAGCAAAUAGUCGGUUCGCUAAUGCCUGCGGCAUAUAUCCCAUAAUGUAUACAAACCAGUUGUAAAAAAUAAAGAUUUGUGAAUAGCGUAGUCCACUGCCAUUUUCGUUCGCUUAGCUUAGCGAAUAGUAAGAAUUGUGAAAUCAUACGCAAUCAUACACCGCCUCAGCAAGAUGGGUUUAGCAUCAUCAAAGGCCGUCAGCAGCAUUGCCGUGUCUUCGUCGCAUGCUGCUGGGAGCACCGAUAAGGGCAAUGGUCGGUUGAGCAAGGAUAGUGUGAUCGUCGAAACGAACUACGCUUCGAUGUCAACAGACAUUCAGCAGCCUUGCUCAAUACUUCCGUCCCCGUCUGGUAGCAGUGGUAUUGACACCUGGAAAACGUCUAGCUGUCACGUCCGCCAAGCUAGCAUACGGUCCCGGAACCUGCAGCCCAUGCCGGAUGCGGGCGAACUUGAUCGACGAUUUGCGAAAGUCCUGGCAUCGAUGGACCUUCCACCGGAUAAAGCAAAGUUGCUGAAGAACUAUGAUAACGAGAAAAAAUGGGACAUCAUAUGUGAUCAGGAAAUGGUGCACGCAAAAGAUCCUCCGGCACACUAUCUCACCAAGCUCCGCACCUAUCUCGAUCCCAAGGCGUCCCGAAGUCACAGGUUUCGCCCUUUCCCACAGAAGCGGAAGAUGGUUGGCGAAUCAACAUCGACACAGGUUUUGCGCGAUCUGGAAAUUUCCCUUCGAACUAACCAUAUCGAGUGGGUGAAGGAGUUUCUGGACGAAGAAAACCAGGGUCUCGACGCAUUGAUAGAUUAUCUCAGCUUUCGGUUGACCAUGAUGCGGCACGAACAGCGUAUCCUGGAAGCAAAGUCAGAAUCGGACGAAGGCCUAACGACGAAAGAGACAGCGGCCAACAGUUCGUACGGGAGCAACGAAACUAAUCACAAGAUUGCACCAAACGGGUUCAUGCGUCCCGGUCUGGGUGACAUGCUGGACAGCCCCAGCAUAAAGCGCCGUUCCCGCCACAUCGCAAAACUCAACAUGGGCCUGACGACGGAUGACAUUCACGUGUGCAUUAUGUGCAUGCGGGCCAUCAUGAACAACAAGUACGGAUUCAACAUGGUCAUCCAGCACCGGGAAGCGAUCAACUGCAUCGCACUCAGCUUGAUCCACAAAUCGCUGCGCACCAAGGCGCUGGUGCUGGAGCUGCUGGCGGCCAUUUGCUUAGUGAAGGGUGGACAUGAAAUCAUCCUGUGCGCGUUUGACAACUUUAAGAAAGUGUGCUCCGAGCAGCGCCGCUUCCAGACGCUGAUGGAAUAUUUUAUGAACUACGAGCUGUUUAACAUCGACUUUAUGGUGGCGUGUAUGCAAUUCGUUAACAUUGUCGUCCACUCGGUGGAAGAUAUGAACUACCGGGUACACCUGCAGUACGAGUUCACAGCGCUCGGGCUAGACGAGUAUCUGGAGAAGCUCCGGCUGACGGAAUCGGAGGAGCUGCACGUUCAAAUUUCAGCCUACUUGGACAACGUGUUCGAUGUGGCUGCCCUGAUGGAGGACAGCGAAACGAAAACGGCCGCGCUCGAACGUGUCAACGAGCUGGAAGACGAGCUUGGCCGAGCGCUGGAUCAGGCCAGCGAAAUAGAGCGGGAAGCACUGUUCAAGAUCGGGGAGCUGGAGGCGGAGCUGAGCCGAACGCGCAACGAACGGGACGAUUUGUACAACAAGCAGCUGGUGGUGGAAGACGAAAUCGUAAAGCUAAAGCGCGCUCUGAAACAACACGAGCAAGAAUCCCAAAGCCGACAGUCAAUGCUCCUCGAGCUGGAGAAUCUUACCAAAACGCUUCCCAAAGGUACGUCAAUUGCAGACGUAUCGAACCUCCUGGCGAAGGGAGGCUUGUCCGAGCUUAGUCCUACGGGUGCAGCUGGCACUGGUGCAGGUGGUCAGCAGCAAGCACCACCGAUACCGCCCCCACCGGCCCCGCCAAUACCACCCUCGGCCGCAAAUGCUCCCAUGCCUCCUCCACCACCCUGUCCGCCUGCACCGCCCAGCGGACUGUCGAACGGUGGUGAACCACCGAAAGCUCCCCCCAAACCGCCGUCAUUCAUUCCAGUACCACCGCCGAUGGGUGGACCAUAUGGUGGCAACAACGCACUGCACUGCACGGACGGUGCAAUGACGAUAAAGCGCAAGGUGCAGCCAAAAUACAAGCUACCCACGCUCAACUGGGUAGCGCUGAAACCGAACCAGGUUCGUGGCACGAUCUUUAAUGAGUUGGAUGACGAGAAACUGCACCGGCAGAUAGACUUUGUCGAUUUCGAGGAGCGGUUCAAGAUCGGUAUGGGCGGGCCGGUAACCAACGGCAACUGUGAUAUGGACGGGUUGACGGCGUUCCCCAGCAAACGGUUCAAGAAACCCGAGCACAUUUCCCUGCUCGAACACACGAGAUUAAGAAACAUUGCAAUAUCUCGAAGAAAGCUAGAAAUGCCCGCGGAAACCGUUAUCAAAGCGAUCAACAAUCUCGAUCUCAAGCUCCUGUCGCUGGAAAAUGUGGAACUGCUGCAAAAGAUGACACCGACCGACCAGGAACAGAAGCUCUACAAAGAGUAUGUGAUAGAGAAGAAAGAUCUGAACCAGCUGACGGAGGAGGACAAGUUUAUGCUGCAACUGACGAAAGUCGAACGAAUCUCAUCGAAACUAUCGAUAAUGAACUACAUUGGGAACUUUUUCGAAAGCUGGCAUCUCAUUAGUCCGCAAGUGUACUCCAUCAUUUCCGCAUCCUCCUCAAUCAAGUCGUCGAAAAAGUUCCGCGCAGUGCUGGAAGUGAUUUUGGCAUUUGGCAAUUAUCUGAACAGCAGCAAGCGCGGUCCUGCCUACGGCUUCAAGCUGCAAUCGCUCGACACGCUGCUCGACACCAAGUCGAACGACAAGCGCAUGAGCCUGAUGCACUACAUUGUGGCCACCAUUCGACAGAAGUUUCCCGAGCUGAUGAACUUCGAUACGGAGCUGUUCUGCAUCGACAAGGCAGCGCAGGUAUCGCUCGAGAUGCUCAUUUCCGAUGUGAACGAGCUCGAGAAGGGCAUGGAAACGGUACGCAAGGAAGCGGAUCUACGUGGCAAAGGCACGCAGAGCCAUGUGUUGCGAGAUUUCCUGGCGAACUCGGAAGAAAAGUUGAAAAAAAUCCGCUCUGAUUGUAAAACGGCACAGGAAUCCUUCAAAGAGUGCAUUGAAUACUUUGGCGAAUCAUCACGAAAUGCAGAUGCAAAUGCAUUCUUUUCAUUGCUAGUCCGAUUCGUACGAGCAUUUAAGAUCUGUGAUCAGGAAAACGAACAACGACGACGGUUAGAGGCGGCUGCCCUACAAGCGUCCACCAAGAAGGACGAAGAAGAGCAGGUGGUGCUACGGAAUAAUAAAAUCAAUAAUCAAAAGAAGCAACAGGAAGCUGUCAUCAACGAGCUUAAGCUGAAAGCGCAUGCCGUGCGCGAAAAGAAACUGCUGCAGCAGGACGAGGUUUACAACGGAGCGCUGGAAGACAUACUGCUGGGACUGAAAAACGAACCCUAUCGGCGCGCGGAUGCGGUACGGAGAAGUCAACGCAGAAGGAUCGAUAGCAAUAGGCUCUCGCGAACGAUGGAGGAAGUGGAGGUAUAGGAUCGAUCGGUGCAAACUAUUCCAAUCCGAUGCGCUUGAACAGUGUAAAAGUUGUAUAAUUUAUAAAAAUAAGUUGUUUUUUUUUGUGCGUGUGUCGUAGGCUCCAUAGUGAUUAUAAGUUUUUCUUGCAGAACAUUUUGUAUAUUAUUUGAAGCAAUUGUUAGUGAUGUCCCGUAAUGUAUCAUAUAUCUGUUUAGCAGGGUGUAUAUAUAUAAAUGAUUUUAAAACAUUUGUUCAAAAGCUUGGAAGAGAAUUGGUUUUAUUGGUUUGUUCCUAUAAUUUUUGCCUGUAAGACAUCCAUAUCAUUUGUAACGAACGUACCAUUGCCAAUAUGUUGACACAGUUUUGCGCAAGAAACCCCCGAACGAAUGACAAUAUGCGUAUAUCUAUACACAUUCCAUACACGUGCGAUUUUAUAUUGCACCAAAAAGCACGUUGCAUUUAAUAUACAGUAGAUUACAAACACGGCACAAAAGUCUGUCUUUUACAAAACCAAUUUAUAAUAAAAGGGGUUUCCUAAUUAGUUUUAAACACUUCGUUCGCAUAGCUUACGCAAUUACACUAACGCGCGCGAAAUCACGUCGCGCGUAGGACUUUAUUGGUUCGGUGAAGUUGGGAAAUGCCUUGAAACUGCACAACAACAUGCCUGAACACUGUGACUGAGGACUGAUUGAAAAAAAAAGGGAACUUUUUGGACAUUUUUACAAGCUUACUCACUUAUCCGGCGCAACCAGGUAGUAGAAAUGCCAAUCACCAAUAACUGUUUGCGUCCCAAUACAUGACAGCACAAAGGCAUUGUAGGUCUAUACACUAGGCAAAAUAAGUGAAACAAUCACUGUUGGUGCUUACUAAAUUGAACGAAACAAAACAAUGACGGUAAAAGAUUUUUUAAAAUAUCAACUACACGCCACAAAUAACAACAUGAUUCUAUCCACCAUAAUUAUGGCAUAAAAACAAAUCUUAAGGUUUGUCAAAAUAUUCUUGUGCAAGAUAUGUAUCACAUUUCUAGCUUUUGCAUAAAUAUACAUGCAUACAUUAAGUAA
Molecule: messenger RNA, 5380 nt
Organism: Anopheles coluzzii
Lineage: Eukaryota; Metazoa; Arthropoda; Insecta; Diptera; Culicidae
Gene: Frl
Product: formin-like protein
Exons: 10
Coding region: 876-4337 (1153 amino acids)
Biological process (GO): cell migration; cortical actin cytoskeleton organization; regulation of cell shape
Cellular component (GO): cytosol
Molecular function (GO): small GTPase binding; actin filament binding
Source: RefSeq, a predicted model, not a curated record